CCACCGCCGCGGCACACCAAGAAACCGUCAUCGUUCCCGAAGACGACUCCACGCACGCGAUCAUGAUCGCAUCGCUUCGCACGAAGCACGGCAAACCGGCCAAUAUGACCGGUAGCGACAAACUCCGCAAAAUCUCCGGGGGGACCAAUUGGCUCCCUUUCAAAGACCGCGCCGAGAGUCUCUUCGAGCUCUUCGGGUGCCUUCAUAUCGUCGACGGCAAAUGGCCGAUCACGGAAGCGUUAACCCCGGAAGAACGGGAGCUGUGGAAAAAGAGAGAUGGGAUAGCGAGAUAUAUUCUUACCAAUUCGGUCAGUGACGACUUAUCUUCCCACGUGAAGAAGCGAGACCCGCAGAACCCAUCAAAGAUUUUCACUUCUGCGGAAAUGUGGAAGAAACUCACCGAUACGUUCGAGAUCCGAUCGGGACAACAUGUCACCGAACUCUAUUCGCGCCUAUACACUAUGCGGGCCGGAGAUGAAGACGAAAUUGGCUGUCACAUACUCGAAUUAGAAGAUCUUCGCCAGCGCAUCGCCGUUGCCGCGGGAACUACCGGUCGCACCGUAUCCGAUGCCGAGUUCCAGAAUGUUAUACUCAUAUCGCUCCCGAACUCCUGGAAGACCUGGUCCCAGGGUUACCAUGGAGUAGAAGCGGCCGAUGGCAAACUCAAUAGGACGACUGAUGAGCUCAUAGCUCUCAUUCGGGCCGAGGGUGCUCGCCGCGCGGGAACCAAAAGAACUCAGAAGCGAUCGCGUGGGGAAGAAGCCCUUCAUACUUCCUCCGGGAAGGCGCGUCGUGGGAAUAAUGGGAAUAGAAUCCCUCAGUCACGCGGUUGUCACGUCUGCAAGAUGAGUAAUCAUUCAUACGCGGACUGCACUGUCAAAGACAAACCCGAGUGUUACCAUUGUUACCCCGAGGGGUAUACUGGCAGAAGACUCACGGAUAAUGAUAGAAAGAAGCUGGAAAAGGACAUAAAGGCAAAGGCUGCCGAAGGAAGUUCCCAAAAGGGGAAAAAGAGAAGCGCAGACGAGGCUAAUUUGGCCGAGACUCCAACAGAAGCUCCGGCGGAAUCUUCCCGCAUGGCCAUAGAGCGCGAGACCGAAGCCUUAGCAGAAUUAGAAAUUACAGAUCCCUGA
Molecule: messenger RNA, 1133 nt
Organism: Coniophora puteana RWD-64-598 SS2
Lineage: Eukaryota; Fungi; Basidiomycota; Agaricomycetes; Boletales; Coniophoraceae
Exons: 2
Source: RefSeq, a predicted model, not a curated record